AUGGCCGAGCAAGAGACUAGCCGUACAUCUCAUCAGGCACGAAAUAAUGCCCCAAAUCGGUCUCAAAGGGAGGGCCAGGGUUCAGCAUCACGUUCUCGGGGAGGUUCAGGUGGAGGACGCCGUAGGGGAAGGGGAGGACGGAAUCGUGGCCAGCGACAGGAUGAUUCAGCACAAGUUCCCGAGGGUCGCGGAGAUGCCCCUCAGACAGGGCCUGCCGAUGCCGCUGUUGCUGCACAAACCAUAGCCGCCCCCGAAAGCUCAGGGUCUUCUAGAAGCAGAAGAAACCGGCGAGGUAAUCGAGGUGGUUCUCGAGGGCAAGCAAACCAAGGGAGAGGCGUGUUCUCCAUGGGACCGCAGCGUACUUUUGGUGGACGCUUGACUACAACUGAGCAACCAACAGAGGUUGCUCAGGAUGCAUCUUUGAGUGCAGACGCCCCGGCAUUCGUGCCUGGACAGCCUGUGUCCCAGAGGAGUGCCCAACAGCAACCACCAAGCGCACCUCGGCCCAUAGGCCAAGGACGCUCAAGAAACCGUACAAGGGACCGCAAGCAGGGUAGGCCCCGCCGAGAGGUUCCCAAGUCGACUGCCUCAGAAUUAUGGCAACGAAUUCAGGAAGACAUCGUCAACUGGAACUAUGAGUGCCGUAUCUGCACCGAAGAGGUGACUCGAAAAACUGAGGUCUGGUCGUGCACUACCUGCUGGACCGUCGUCCAUCUUGAAUGUGCCCACCAAUGGUGGGAUACGUCCAUGAAGGUCAACGAGGAGAGCGGCGACCAAUCAUGGCGUUGCCCUGGGUGGAUACCGAUUACUACAACGGGUGGAGUUGUCGAGAGCGUUGUGGCGAUUUUCUACCUUGUGGUCAGCAUGAAUGUGCUCAAACAUGCCAUCCAGGUGUCUGCGGUACCUGCGACGUGCUGGUCGAAGCUAGGUGUUAUUGUGGACGCGUGCAAAAGGAGAUGCAAUGUUCCAAACAGGAAGACAUAUGCGACUCGUUCGAUCUCUUCGAUCUGGGCAGCAGUUCCUGGUUUGAGGGCUCUUUUAGCUGCGAGAGUGCUUGCGGAAGAGCCUUCGACUGUGGUGUACAUCGUUGCCAGGUUUCUUGUCACCCGCAAGAAGAGGUCUCGGCUCAUUGCCCUUUCUCUCCGGACGCUGUCACCCAUUGCCCUUGCGGCAGGACACCGCUCAAGGAUCUCAUGGAGCAGCCUCGUCAGUCUUGUGAAGAUAAAGUUCCUCACUGUAAGAGGAUUUGCGAGAAGAAGCUGGAAUGCGGACAUCUCUGCCAAUCCUUGUGCCACACUGGGGAAUGCGACCCUUGCACUCAAACGAUGGAGAUUGACUGCCGCUGUGGCCGAGUCACGGGCGAGACGAUCUGCCAUGAGGGAAACAUCCAACAUCCCCUAUGCUUCAAGAUAUGCCAGGCUACUCGUAACUGCGGAAGACACCGAUGCGGAGAGCAUUGUUGCCCGGGUGAAAAGAAGGCAUCUCAGCGUAUUGCUCAGCAGAAGAAGCAACGCCUGGGCCCUGAUUCGCUACCAGUUGAGGCCGAGCAUAUCUGUGUCGCCGUCUGCGGACGACCACUUAAAUGUGGUAGUCACUUUUGCGAGCAACUCUGUCACCGCGGAGCUUGCCAAAGCUGUCCCGAGGCUAUCUGGGAAGAAGUUUCGUGCAAUUGCGGCCAGACAGUCUUGCAUCCUCCACAACCAUGCGGAACGAGACAGCCAUCUUGCACUAACCAGUGCCAGCGGCAGACUGCAUGUGGACAUCCUUCUGUUGACCAUCAGUGCCAUCCUGAUGAUGUAUCCUGCCCGCCAUGCACAUACCUCGUUCAGAAGCGAUGCAUCUGUGGAAAGACGACGUUUCACAACAAGCCUUGUCAUUUGCAAGAGGCUCAUUGCGGAGAGCAAUGCGGACAGAAACUUUCCUGCGGGCUCCAUACCUGUAAAAAGCUAUGUCAUCGCCCCGGAGAAUGCGGAGACGCUCAGAACGGUUGCGAGCAAAUAUGCGGAAAGCCCAAGCUGCUAUGUAACCACCCAUGCCAGAGCGUCUGCCAUGGACAAACUCCCUGCAAGGAAUCAACAGCUUGUCAGUACGAGCAACCCUACUCCGAGCCGACCAGAGGUUCGAUGUGAUGAGGAGUGCGAACGACUUGACCGCAACCGUCGCCUGGCCGCAGCUCUUAAUAUCGACCCUGCUUCUCACACCAAUGACCAUAUUCCCUUCUCGGAUAAUACUCUGAAGCUUUAUAAACAGAUGCAAUCAUGGGGAGAUGCUCAGGAGAGCCAGUUCCGAGUAUUUGCUGCUAACAAAGACGAAGUUCGUCUACGAUAUGAGCCCAUGAAGAACCAGUCACGCCAAUUUCUUCACUUGCUCGCCGAGGACUUCGGCUUCGAGAGUAAGAGUGAGGACUACGACAUUCACCGGUCUGUUCUUGUGUGGAAAUCAGAUAAGUUCGUUUCAGCCCCGACGAAGACACUUGCGCAGUGUGUCAAGAUCCGAGCAUCUCAAGUUGCCGAAGCUGCGGCUGCGGCUGCCAUUCGACCUCCAAGUCCCCCAAUUCUCGAGACUGAGCCUUUCAAUGCUCUGGUACUUACGGAGCCUCGCUUCGGUCUGACCAUCGAGGAAGUAAACACUACUCUUGAACCGGAUCUCACAUCCCUUCAAGGCUUCAGCUUCAAGGUUGAUUUUCUGAAUGAGGAAGUUCUCAUCAAAGCUUCAGUCUCAUAUUCCGCAUUUCUCACACCUGCACCCAUGGAAAAGAGCCUAGAAGUCCUCAAACCUCGGAUCGAGCAGACUAUCCGCCGUGAAAAGCUCGCUGAAAGCGUCUUGCUCUGCCACUCAGAUGCUACCGGUGCAAUUUCUCGGCGAGAGGUACCCCUCCGAGCCGGUACUGGAGGAUGGAGUGCCGUAGCUGGACGCGCGGCUUCUAGGCCAAUGUCCUUGUCUUCUACUCCUGCACCCGAAGAGGCAAAGCCCGGGCGCAAACUACUACUAGGACUCAAGAAGAAGAGGCCGCAACAACCGGAGGUGGGAAAGGUCUGGGCUGCUCUUGAUGGGGACGUCGAAUGCUAG
Molecule: messenger RNA, 3069 nt
Organism: Fusarium tjaetaba
Lineage: Eukaryota; Fungi; Ascomycota; Sordariomycetes; Hypocreales; Nectriaceae
Product: cysteine-rich NFX-1
Exons: 5
Coding region: 1-3069 (1022 amino acids)
Biological process (GO): negative regulation of transcription by RNA polymerase II
Cellular component (GO): nucleus
Molecular function (GO): DNA-binding transcription factor activity, RNA polymerase II-specific; RNA polymerase II transcription regulatory region sequence-specific DNA binding
Source: RefSeq, a predicted model, not a curated record